Phytophthora sojae is the source of this 1365-nucleotide messenger RNA. RefSeq lists its product as hypothetical. The transcript has 5 exons. Lineage: Eukaryota; Oomycota; Peronosporomycetes; Peronosporales; Peronosporaceae. The record is from RefSeq and is a predicted model, not a curated record. Bases 1 to 1365 code for a protein of 454 amino acids.
AUGCCUACUGCGCCGAAUGGAAAGAGCCAUGGCGUGGCCAACGUCGACAUCGACCCUCAGCGCCUAUCACUCGUAAGUGGUGCGUCCCAUGCGAAGGAAGAGGGAUACGUCGCCGUCAUGACCCCCGAACCGCUUGGCGCGCCUCCUCCGGGCGGACCUGGUGGAGCUUUGCGCGAGGGUGGUGUACCCAUCUUGACCAGCAAGGACAACAUCGGCCUUCUCUUCCAGUACGCCGCUGUCGGGGUCGUCUACGGCAUGCUACCCGCGACCAUCUACCCGUUCAUGCAGGAAGGAGUAUCCUCAACUGCUUCGGAUCUCAACUUCAAGGUUUUCUACGGCAUUCUAUCCGACUGCCGGCCUACAUAUUACAAUAUCUUCGGCUAUCGUCGCCGGAUGUACAUGCGCAUCGUCUGGUCGAUCUGUAUCGUCAUGCUUCUGGUCAUGGCCAUCAUGCCUAUUGGCAAACCGCGCAAGUACGUCAUCCUCAUGUUCUUCGCUGCCUUCGGGGAAGAGAAGACGAAGGCCGCCAACAUCCGAGAGUGCUUCAGGGAGUUGCUCUGUUGUCGCGCAGUGUACCAGAUCACCACCUACAUGUUUUUCAGCGGCAUCUUCGCAAGCGUCACCGCCAGCUCCCCCGUGCAGUCAUACAUGGUGGGUGUCACACCGAUCAACAUCACCGAACGCUUCCUCAACACCUCACUCUCAAAGAAGAUCUACACCACCGCCGACAUGGAAGCCCACCGCUCGACCUCCGAGCUGCCAUCGCAGACCUCCAGCGGCCCCGAGUCGUCGCCCGCCGGCACACAGGCUUCCGGCGCUCUCGCGCCACAGUCCGUUGGUGCCUCGGUGCCGCCCGCGUCCCCUCCCUGUCAACACCCCCCUCCUCUCGAGCAGCAUACGCCGUAUGCGCCCGAGCAGCACGCUUCGGCAGCUCCUGGGCAGCAGCUUGCGCGCACCUCCGAUCCGCAGCAGGAGGAGAGUGCCUCCGAGCUGCACAAAUCACCGGCGUGCACGCCUUCUCGAACCGAUCGGCAGCGCAACCAGAAAAAUCGACCCCGCGUGACCUCCCCGCACGUUGCGGCACAUGCCGCCAGCGACGUCUCGUCUGAGAGCGAGGAGCCUGAUGAAAGCAAUGAUGAUGAAGAUUGGACCACGGCCGAGUCAGCUGAAGAGGAUAGAGAGGUGACGGGGGACAGCGAGGGAAUCGAAGACGAUGAGCAAGCCGAGGAGGAUAUAAGUAUCAAUUUGAUCGAGGUUGAUAUUCACCAGAAGGUGACAGGCCUUAUCAGAGCUGAUAAGUGUGAGCGUCGCUGCCUUCAGGGAAAGGCUCAAGAGCUGCAGUCUCUGGUUAGUUCAAAAGUGUAG